AUGUCAGGCAAAAAAGAAAAUAAAAAUCAAGAAGUUACUGAAGAAGCUACAGCUAAACAAGAUACAUCUUCAUUAAUAGAUGUUGUAGAACAAGUUGCAAAGCAACAACAAUCACAAACCUCAGAAAUAGAGAAAAGCAAAAAACUUCUGUUUCAUUUGCAGAAUGAAUUUCAUGAGCUUGAAAAACAAAUAGCUUCUGUCUCAGCAGAAAUUCAAGAAACAGAACAUAAAAUUUAUCAGCAAGAUUCUGCCAUAGAGAAUACCAAAUUUCAUUGUGAAAAUUUGGGAACUCAACUCAAAUCCUUACAUACAGAAAAUGUAAAGCUUAACUAUGACAUAGAAGCAGCCCAAGAAGAUUUUGAGGAACACAUGGCAAAAUAUAAUGAGUAUUACGCAAAAAUAAAAGUACAUAAAGAGAAUUUGAGGGAAGUAGAAAGCAAAUGGCCAUUCAUGAUUGAACUCCGUGAAAAACAAGAUCUUGUAAAAAAACUAAAGAUAAUGAAGGAGGAACUUAUGCAAGAUCUCCAAAAUCCAGAAGGAAAACGCAUGAAACAAGAACAGGAAGACAUUACAAAGAUAAAGGAUAAAAUUACAGCUAUAAAAGAAUCUAUUGUUGAAAAAACCUGUUUCCUUGAAGAAGAAAAACAGACACAUGAAAAAUUAAGAAAAGAAAUAGAGGUACAGCAUAAGAGAUACAGUGCAAUACUUAAGCGUUUGCAUUGUCAGGUGAACAAGCUUCAGUCAAAUAGAAGACAGUGGCACUGGAACAUUCAACAACUGGAAAAAAUUGCAGCUGAACUAAGAAAACGCAUUCAAGCAUAGGUGAAUGUAGAGUACGAACAACUAUGCCCUCAAAAAUGCCUUUGGAUUCUUCAUAGUAUUAUUGUCAGAAGUUUUUCUGGAUGACCAAUACAGUUUUUUUUAAUUAAUAAUUUAUUAAAGUGCCUUCCAGCCUUAUCCUUGGAAGCAAAAGAAAGAAAGCAGGAAUAUUUAGAUAAGAAUAGUGUUAGACUCCAUUAUGAAUACUUUGAAUGUAUAAUACACAGUGUACUCACUACUGCCCUUUUAAUAAAUAUG
Messenger RNA from Sorex fumeus (smoky shrew), 1077 nucleotides. RefSeq names its product coiled-coil domain containing 122 (gene CCDC122). Lineage: Eukaryota; Metazoa; Chordata; Mammalia; Eulipotyphla; Soricidae. The record is from RefSeq and is a predicted model, not a curated record. The transcript is spliced from 5 exons. Bases 1 to 822 code for a protein of 273 amino acids.